Molecule: messenger RNA, 702 nt
Organism: Kazachstania africana CBS 2517
Lineage: Eukaryota; Fungi; Ascomycota; Saccharomycetes; Saccharomycetales; Saccharomycetaceae
Gene: VPS24
Product: ESCRT-III subunit protein VPS24
Exons: 1
Coding region: 1-702 (233 amino acids)
Biological process (GO): endosome transport via multivesicular body sorting pathway; late endosome to vacuole transport; protein transport
Cellular component (GO): multivesicular body; ESCRT III complex
Source: RefSeq, a predicted model, not a curated record
AUGGAUUAUUUCAAGAAGAGUCUAUGGGGACCAGAUCCUAAGGAGCAACAUAGAAAAAUUAAAUCUGUAUUGAGAAAAAAUGGUAGAAAUAUUGAUAGACAGUUGCACGACUUAACAGUACUACAGAAUAAGACAAAACAGCUGAUAAAGAAAUCUGCUAAGACGGGCGAUUUCAAGUCCACUAGAUUAUAUGCAAAGGAGUUAUAUCAGAUAAAUAAACAACAUGAUAGAAUAUAUACUUCAAGGGCACAAUUGAAUUCAAUCAGCAUGAAGAUAGAAGAAGCAUACCAGAUGAAACAGAUAGCUAAUCAAAUGGCAACGAGUACGGCUAUUGUCAGUGAAGUUAAUUCUCUGGUCAGGAUUCCACAAUUGCAAAGUACAAUGGUUGAGCUAGAGAAAGAGUUGAUGAAGGCCGGUAUAAUAAGUGAGAUGGUAGAUGAUACUUUAGAAACGUUGAGCGAGGAUGAGGAAGGCAUCGAUGAAGAAGUCGACGCUGAGGUUAACAAAAUUAUUGAGGAAUUUACCAAUGAGAAAUUCUCGAAAGUCAACAAUAUUCCUGAAGUCGAGUUACCACUUGCUAGCGCUCAAGAACAAGAAAAGCAGCAAGAACAACAACAACCUAUUGCAGAAGAUGCAAUUGAUGAAGAGGCUGAUAAAAUGUUGAACGAUAUGAGAGAACGGUUGAAAGCCCUACAGAAUUAA